AUGUCUUAUGGAUCCAUUGAUGGGAGUGGAUUUGGGAGCAGGAAUCCAUUUGGAGGCCCUUCGAGACAAGGCUAUCAACCUCUUGCCACCCAGAUUGAUCCCAGUGAACUACAGGAACUUUUUCAGGAGACUUCAGCCAAUGUCUUCCGAAUUAACUCCAAUGUGACCUCUCUGGAAAGAAGCCUUCGAUCUCUGGGGACCUCAAAUGAUACUCAAGAGCUGCAGGAUGGACUGCAUGCAACCCAGCAGGAGACUAAUAAAACCAUCACGACUAGCACCAAAGCCAUCAAGCAGCUGUCUGAGGUUGUCAGAGGCUCAUCCAGGCAAGAGCGACUUCAGCUGGACAGACUGAAGAACCAGCUGUCUGAUGCCAUCCAGAGAUACGGAGCUGUGCAGAAGAAAAUAGCAGAGAAAUCCAAAGCUUUGCUUCCUACUGGGCAGAGAAGCAUUAAAAGCCCCAGGACCCCUUUCUCUGACCUCCCUGAUGAUGAGAAGAUCUUUAACGGGGGAGAUGGCAUGUGGCAGAACCAGAGCCAGGAUCAAGCCUUGCUCUCGGAAAUCACAGAAGAGGAUCUGGAGGUCAUCCGUCAGCGGGAAGAGGCCAUUCAGCAGAUUGAGAGUGACAUGUUGGAUGUGAACCAGAUCAUUAAAGACCUGGCCUCCAUGGUGCAUGAGCAAGGAGACGCAAUAGAUAGUAUUGAAGCCAACAUCGAGACUGCAUCUUCUAAUGUAGAAUCAGCCAAUGACCAGUUGGCAAAAGCCAGUCAACACCAACUACGAGCCAGGAAGAUGAAGUGCUGCCUUCUCUCUGUUGCGUUGGCCAUUCUGCUGUUCAUUGUCAUAAUCAUCACGGUCUCUGUCAAGCACUGA
Messenger RNA from Egretta garzetta (little egret), 870 nucleotides. It is a transcript of the gene TSNARE1, whose product is annotated as t-SNARE domain containing 1. Gene Ontology annotation, cellular component: SNARE complex; membrane; endomembrane system. The transcript has 11 exons. The coding region runs from base 1 to 870 and encodes 289 amino acids. The record is from RefSeq and is a predicted model, not a curated record. NCBI's taxonomy places the organism in Eukaryota, Metazoa, Chordata, Aves, Pelecaniformes, Ardeidae. Gene Ontology annotation, molecular function: SNAP receptor activity; SNARE binding. Gene Ontology annotation, biological process: intracellular protein transport; vesicle-mediated transport; vesicle fusion.